This is a messenger RNA of Hemibagrus wyckioides, 2340 nucleotides long. RefSeq names its product calreticulin 3b (gene calr3b). Gene Ontology annotation, molecular function: calcium ion binding. Gene Ontology annotation, cellular component: endoplasmic reticulum; endoplasmic reticulum membrane. Gene Ontology annotation, biological process: protein folding. Bases 117 to 1382 code for a protein of 421 amino acids. The record is from RefSeq and is a predicted model, not a curated record. NCBI's taxonomy places the organism in Eukaryota, Metazoa, Chordata, Actinopteri, Siluriformes, Bagridae. The transcript has 9 exons.
CUCCGAAACUAGCGAUAAACCUCGCUAGACCUGGCUGAGGUGGACAGAUCGCUGGAGGGGGAAGAGCUGGACAGGAACACCGGUACUGCUGGACGACGAAUAAAAUUAAAAAACAAAUGAAAAUGCAGAGCUUUACGAUAUUUUCAUUAGCACUGCUGGCGUUUUCAGUCGACGCGGCGGUUUACUUUAAAGAGCAAUUCCUCGAUGGCGACGCGUGGAAGAGUCGGUGGGUGAACUCGGAACACAAAUCUGACUAUGGAGAGUUGAAACUCACCGCUGGAAACUUCUACGGAGACGCAGAGAAGGACAAAGGUUUGCAAACCAGCCAGGAUGCCCGGUUCUACGCUACCUCGGCAAGCUUUGAGCCCUUCAGCAAUGAGGGCAAAAGCCUGGUGAUCCAGUUCACUGUCAAACACGAACAGAAGAUCGAUUGUGGCGGCGGUUACGUCAAAGUCUUCCCCGCUGACCUCAACCAGGCCGACAUGCACGGAGACUCGCAGUACUACAUCAUGUUCGGGCCAGAUAUCUGUGGUUACAGCACCAAAAAAGUCCACGUCAUCUUUAACUACAAAGGCAAGAACCACCUCAUCAAGAAAGACAUCAAGUGUAAAGAUGACGAGCUGACCCACCUCUACACGCUGAUCCUGAACCCAGACCAGACCUAUGAGGUGAAGAUCGACAACGAGAAGGUGGAGUCCGGCUCCCUGGAGGAGGACUGGGAUUUCCUGCCUCCUAAGAAGAUCAAGGACCCCGAAGCUAAGAAGCCAGAGGACUGGGACGACCGUGCCAAGAUUGAUGACGAGAGUGACACCAAGCCAGAGGACUGGGACAAACCUGAGAACAUUCCAGACCCUGAUGCCAAGAAGCCUGAAGACUGGGAUGAGGAUAUGGAUGGCGAAUGGGAGCCUCCCAUGAUCCCCAACCCCGAAUACAAGGGAGAGUGGAAACCAAAGCAGAUCGAUAACCCCAACUACAAAGGAGUCUGGGUGCACCCCGAGAUCGACAACCCCGAGUACAACCCCGACUCUGAGAUCUACAAGUUUGACAAUAUCGGAGUUCUCGGGCUGGAUCUGUGGCAGGUCAAAUCCGGCACCAUCUUCGACAACUUCCUGAUCACGGACGACGUGAACGAAGCCGAGAAGUUCGGAAAAGAAACGUGGGGCGUCACUAAGGGUCCGGAGAAGAAAAUGAAGGACGAGCAAGACGAAAAGAAACGCAAAGAGGAAGAGGAAAAGAACAAGGAGCAGGACACGGCGGCAGAAGACGAGGGAGGAGACGAAGAUGACGACGACGACGACGACGAAGAGGAGCCGAGGGAGGAGCCCGAAGCGGAGGGAGAAGAGGAGGAUGAUGAUGAUGUUCAGCCUAAAGAUGAAUUAUAAACCAGGAAGUGCUUCCUCAGCACACAUGUGGUACCAGGGGAAACAGCUGCAGGGCAUCAAGUCAAAAUGAUGCCAAUUGGAAUGUGACUCUCUUUUUUUUUUCUUUUUUUUUGGGGGGGGGGUAUUUUUCUUUCUUUCUUUUUUUUUACGUUUUACAUGGAACAGAAAGCAGAGUAGCAAAGGUUAUGAUUUUGUUUUUGGGUGUGUGUGUGUUUUAUUUGAAAUAAGAUGUUUUUUGGGGGGAGGAAGAUGAGUUUAGGAAGCAAGUGUAGGAUAUUGGGUUUGAACUCUUUCAUAAAUCUUUUCCUUUUUGCCUCAUGACAAACAACAAAAAAAUACUACUAUGCCCAAGAGAUUGGUUUCAUUCUGUGGAAUAAUUUUUAUUCAAAAAAAAAACAAAACAAAUAACCCUUGAAGUUAAGAUGGUUGUAAAUACAUUCAAGUUACUGGUUCAUAACAGAGGAAGAUUUCUACCUUGUGAGAAUGUGGCGUGAGAGAGUAAAGGUUUGCAGACGAUUAUAUCCUACUUAAAAUCCACAGACUCUUUCUGCUCUAGUCGAUCUGUGACUAUGGUUUUCUUUUUCUUUUCUUUCUUUUUUUUUUUUGUCCUCUUCGGCACUGAUUUUCGUUUCGUACCACAACCUUUUCUGUCUCCAACCAAGACGUUGAAUGUGAUUCCACUCUUUCCAGCUCUAUUUAUUUAACAGAAAGGUCUUAUGAGUAAUUUGACCCACAACACCAUUUUUUUUUUUACACACUGUGAAAAUAGUGACCAGCCUGCCCUGGAUAUAAACUGUUUCAGAAUAGUCUUAUGACUAAGAUCAUCAUUAUAACGUGAAGCAGAGUUUUCCAAAGUAAAUAAAUAAGACCUUAAUGUCCAAGUACUUUUGGGUCACUGCUCAGUCAUCAGCUGUGUGUCUGUGAUGCCAAUACUUUUAAUAAAAGAAUUUAUUAAUGA